This is a messenger RNA of Hylaeus volcanicus, 2415 nucleotides long. RefSeq names its product interferon-related developmental regulator 2 (gene Ifrd1). Lineage: Eukaryota; Metazoa; Arthropoda; Insecta; Hymenoptera; Colletidae. Bases 231 to 1547 code for a protein of 438 amino acids. The transcript is spliced from 6 exons. The record is from RefSeq and is a predicted model, not a curated record.
AAGUGUCGCCAUUCGCGAAAGACAGCGCACUUGAGAAGGCCCGUCGCAGGCUGUCUCGACGUGUAUGUUUUGAAUAGUUCGCAACAUGUUAAUGAGUUUUUACCAAGUUUUUAUUAAAAAUUCAUGCAGUGUAUUCAGUAUACGAACGAAAAUUUUUAGUGCAAGACAUUUACCCUCUUGAUCGAGUAUUUUCGUUAGUAUCAAUUGUGCAAUAAGGAAGGCGAAGAACAAUGCCUGGCAAAGGGAGCAGAAAAGGAAAAUCCGGUCACGGUGGAAAAAAAGCUGAGCUAACAUCCGACGAGGAUUCGAUUAACAAUGAUGCAUGCAGUGUAUCCAGCAGUCAAUCUGAUAAUCGCAGCAUGUUGGACGAUGUGAACGAUAACAACGAAGUCGAAGAAUUCUCACAGCAAGAAGCGUUCGAGGAGAAAUUAAAAGAAGCGAUAGAUGGUCUAACGCAAAGAAGUGCAAAGGGCAGAACAGUUUGCUUCAAUGGAAUUGAAAAAAUUUUUGCUAUUAAGUAUGUGCCAGAUUUUGUAGAGGACAGGAAAAUGACUAUUGCUGAUGCAGUAGAACGAGGUUUAAAAAAAGGACGUAGCGAAGAACAGUCGACAGCAGCCAGAUUAAGUACUUUGCUUUGCGUUCAAUUGGGAGCAUUUGAAAGUGCAGAAACAGUCUGUAAAGAUUUAAAAAGUACUUUGACGUUCAUUGCUAGCGAUACAACAGCUUCGACUCAAGCUCGUUCUGAGUGCUGCUGGGCUUUAAGCAUGAAUCAAUUUUUAUCGGGCAACGAUGUAGUAGAUACUAUCGAAAUUGUGCAAUUACUGUCUGGUAUAUUUUCUGGUUCCUAUUUGAAAGGAAAUGGAGCUAUACAAAAUAUUUCAUCCGAAAUGGCAGCAUUACAUGCAACAGCAAUCUCAUCAUGGACACUUCUUUUAACAGUUAUGAGCCCGGCUGAUAUACAUAAUUUACUUGCAAGUGAUAGAACCAAUACUUACAUGCCUUCUUUGAACAGACUGCGAGAAUUACUCGAAUCACCACAUUUGGAUGUACGGUUAUCAGCUGGAGAAGCUCUUGCUGUAAUAUUUGAACUUGGUCGUGAUUUCUCUUGCGAUUACGAACAAGGCUGGUCAUUGGAUUUAAUUGAAGUAUUAAAAGAAUUGGCUACAGAUUCCAACAAGUACAGAGCGAAGAAAGAUCGGAAGCAACAAAGAGCUAAUUUCAGAGAUAUACUUCACUACAUAGAAGAAGAUAUUGUACCAGAAAUGCACGUGAAAUUCGGUCAAGAAGUUCUGUAUUUAGAAGGAUGGUGUGCACGAACUCAGUAUAACGCAUGCUGUAGACUACUGGGUCCGGGUAUUAAUAUUCACCUCGCUGAAAAUCAACUUUUACGUGAAAUUUUCCACCUUGGCAACAAAGUUUUACCAAUACAACCAAAUCAAAAAACUACCAAAUUGGAAAGGACAUUGAUGAACGCAGCUGCAUUUAAGGCACGCACUAUUCAACGUAACAAGAACAGAGAUAAACGAUCAGCAGCCUUGGCACCGUAAUUCUUCAUCUUUCUGCUUUUAUAUAUUAAAUAACUUGUUUUAGGAUAAUGCAAACUCGAUUACACUUUUUAUUUAUUACAACUAUUCGAUCAUGAGAAACUAUUUAAUACUAUAUAGUUUUCGGUAAUCGUUUAGUUUAAAUUGUAAAUAGAGUUGAAUAUUGACAAGAAGAUUAGUUAAAUGUUUUCAUUUGGCACAAUUAAAAAUUGUUUUAACCCGUUAGCCAAAAGCAACGUUGUACAAUGUUAUUUAGUGCUACUUAAGUUUUGUAUAUACAGAACUAAAAUAUGUAUAUACGAAAAACACUUAGUACAAUAACGACUUAUAUUGUUUCCUUCGCAUAGCGAAGUUAUUGAUGUCAAUUGAUGAUUUUGCGAAGUUUAAUAACGUUAACAUUUGCCACGAUAGUGUAUGCAAACAAAAAAUUAGAACAUUUGUUUACUACAUGAAUUUUUCUAAAUUUUAAUAAUCGAGUUACUAUGAAUAUUUUAACGUUCACAAAUAACUUCUUGUUUCAAGUGCACGUUACAUCGUACACAAUAUCUGAUCAUUCUUCUUAAUUAGAUGUAACUAUCUAAGUAAGAUAUUUCAUUAAAAAUAUAUACUGGCAUUGUACAUAAUUACCAAGUUAUGACAUAGCAUAGGAAUAUUGAUUAUAUCACGUAAUAAAAUAAAGUGAAAUACUUGCAAUUUUUUUAACUUUAUUACAAUUUCAAUAAUAGUACAAUCUUUGCACAUAACAAUCCAACAUAUAUUUUUAAAUAAUCCAUCUCUUGUAGAUUUAUAUUUACAUCACAGCUUGGUCAUGAAAGUGUAAAGAAAUUACCCUGAUUAAAUCGAAUACAAGGUUAUAGUACGAUGGAUGCAC